This is a messenger RNA of Thrips palmi, 7067 nucleotides long. It is a transcript of the gene Ptp10D, whose product is annotated as tyrosine-protein phosphatase 10D. Gene Ontology annotation, biological process: protein dephosphorylation. Gene Ontology annotation, molecular function: protein tyrosine phosphatase activity; protein binding. NCBI's taxonomy places the organism in Eukaryota, Metazoa, Arthropoda, Insecta, Thysanoptera, Thripidae. The transcript is spliced from 23 exons. The record is from RefSeq and is a predicted model, not a curated record. Bases 308 to 5023 code for a protein of 1571 amino acids.
CAAGUCCGAAAGAAAACGCUUUCAGUGUGGCAGUGACCGGAGUAGAAAGGUGUCGUGCAAGACCCAAGUGCAACAGCUUGCCCGUGUUGUGACGGCCAAAAGUUUCGAGUGUCGCGAAAAAGUGCUUUAUUUCUGGAAUUGGCGUUCGCCUGGAGGAUGAGUGGGCUGCGGCAGCAUGAGAGCGAGUCGCGAAGGACGUCGUGAGAGGAGUCGGGGGCGGCAGUGUUAGUGUUGUGUUGUGUCGCGAAGGAAUGCGUAAGUGGGACAAAUGUUGCCUUGAAUUUGCCACCCCAGUCCUGGAGAAGAAAUGUCCUGCAAGAGAUUCGUCAUGUUCUAUGGAUACCUCCUGUUCCUGCUGUGGCGGCUGGCUGCCGCUGGCGCCGCGGACCUGGUGAUCCAGAUCCCCGGCAACCUGAGCCCCGACGGCUCGUACCGCCUGGACUACUCGCCGCCGCACGGGUCGCCGCCGCCCAACGCCACCAUCGCCAGCAGGGACAUCGGGGACGUGAUCCAGUUCAGCCAGGGCCUGCCGGGCACCAAGUACGAGUUCUGGCUCUACUACUCCAACUCGACAGUCCACGACUGGCUCACCUGGACGGCGUCCAUCACCACUGCUCCUGAUCCGCCUACCAAUUUGUCAGUGAAUGUUCGGAGUGGUAAAGUGGCCCAAGUGUCUUGGAGCCCACCCGUCAUUGGGCAGUACACUAAUUUUAAAAUUAAGGUCGUGAACUUGUCGGAGUCACCGCAUCAGCAGCCAGUCUUGCGAUCAGAAGAUGCCGUCAGCCCGUUUGCACUCAAGGACCUCAUGCCAGGAGCAUCUUACCAGCUUCAGCUCUUCACCGUUUAUGAAGGAAAAGAGAGUGGAGCCUACACGUCAAGAAACUUUACAACGAAACCAAAUACCCCAGGAAAAUUUAUUGUGUGGUUCCGAAAUGAAACAACUCUGUUGGUGCUGUGGCAGCCACCAUACCCACCUGGAGUUUAUUUACACUAUAAAGUUUCCAUAGACCCUCCUGAUGCCGUAGAAAGUGUUCUGUAUGUCGAAAAGGAGGGGGAACCUCCUGGCCCUGCGCAAGCUGCAUUUAAAGGCCUAGUUCCAGGUCGAGCUUACAAUAUAUCUGUGCAGACGGUGAGUGAAGAUGAAGUGUCAGCUCCUACAACAGCUCAAUACCGCACAGUUCCCCUGAGACCGAUGAAUGUAACUUUUGAUAAGAAUAGCAUCACCUCGAAUUCUUUCCGUGUUCAUUGGGAGCCUCCAAAAGGAAACAGCGAGUUUGACAAAUAUCAAGUUUCCAUCUCUGUGAGGAGGCAACCUCCAGUGACUCGAAAUCGUGAUGAGCCGACGCAGUGGGAGUUCAGAGACGGCUUGGAGGCAGGCAAAACUUAUCAAGUGCUUGUGAAGACGGUAUCUGGCAAAGUAACAUCCUGGCCUGCCUCAGGGAAUGUCACACUGAAGCCUCUUCCGGUCCAGGACUUGCACUCCUCCACAGAUGACAAGACCGGAGUUGUUAAAAUCACAUGGUCCCCAGAUAAUUCCAGCUAUCAGGAAGGAUACAAAAUUACUUACCAUGAGGUUGAAACCUAUAACGGUGAUAGUAAUUCUGUCUUGGUUGACAAAGACCAGACCUCUUUAUCAUUAGAGUCAUUGUUGCCUGGGAGAAACUACUCUGUCACUGUUCAAGCUACUAGUAAUGGGCUGGAUUCAAAUCAUACCAACAUAUAUGUUGCUACUCUUCCAUCAUCACCCAUCAUUGAAGAUUUGCGCCCUAUCAUAAAUGGACUCAAUAUUUCAUGGAAAUCUGACGUUAAUUCUCGUCAAGAAAAGUAUGAAGUAACCUACAUUAGAAAUGAUACUGGUGAACGGGUUACAACUUUGACAACCGACUCUCGACUUGUCCUUGAUAAUUUGUAUCCAGGUGCAGGAUAUGAGGUGGAAGUUUUUGCUGUAAGCCAUGGAUUACGUAGUGAGCCACAUGACUACUUCCAAGCCGUGUACCCUCAUCCACCUCGAAAUCUGAGCAUUGAAAAGGUGACCAGCAACUCUGUGUUAGUACGGUGGGAAAGCCCAAAGGAUUCCAUAUUUUCUGAGUAUUCAAUCAGGUAUCGCACAGAGGAAGAUGAGCGAUGGGUCAAGCUUCCUGCAGUGCGUGAAACAGAGGCUGAGGUUGCUGAUAUGACACCUGGGGAGAAGUAUAUGGUCCAAGUCAAUACUGUCAGCUUUGGUGUAGAAAGCAAUGCUCCUCAAGAAGUUAACCAUACCGUCCGUCCAAAUCCUGUAACAAACAUUGCUCCAUUGGUGGAUUCUAACAAUGUUACUCUGGAAUUUCCCCGUCCAGAAGGGCGGAUUGAGUAUUACAUCAUUAUGUGGCAAGCUGAAGAUGGUGGUGUGGAUCCUGCACCCAAGUCACGAAAUGUUAAUGACACUGGUGUUGAGGAGGGAGCUACUGUCCGAAUUCUCAUCAGUGAUCUAAUGCCUGGAGUGAAGUAUGUCAUGGAAAUUCAGACUGUCAGUUACAAUUUACAUUCAGAUACCACAAAGUUGUCUACCAGAACCAUGCCAUUGAUUCAGUCUGAAGUACUAGUUGUAAGUAAUUUGCAAGAAACUGGGCAGCUAACACUUCGCUACACCCCUACACCUCAAACAUCAUCUCACUUUGACCGAUAUCGAUUCCGGCUCUCUGAUCCUUCCAUACCGGACCGUGAAAAACUUGCAAAUGAUACAGAAUCCACAAAGGUGAUAUUUACGGGCCUUGUACCUGGCAGGCUCUACAACAUCACUGUUUGGACGGUAUCUGAUGGUGUUGCAAGUCAGCCACUUCAGAGGCAAGAUCGAAUGUAUCCUGAACCAAUUGUUGGAAUCAAUGCCUCUCAAAUCACUGACACAGAGAUAACUUUAACUUGGGAACCUCCAAGGGGAGAAUUUAAUGCUUUUGAGGUGCAAUACCUCAACACAGAAGGUUUAUUAAUCCAGAAUUUGACUCUGGGAGACUCAAUCACUAUUAGUGACCUGAAACCUCAUCGAAAUUAUACCUUCACUGUUGUUGUCCGCUCUGGUACUGAGUCAUCGGUUUUAAGGAGGUCACUCCCAGUGUCUGCCAUUUUCCAAACCCAUGAAUCUGUUCCUGGCAAGGUGGAAAAGUUUGGGCCGGUGGACAUACUACCUGGGGAUAUUUCAUUUGAGUGGGGGUUACCAAGCAAUCAACAGAAUGGCAUCAUACGGAAAUUCACUAUAACAUAUGGAUUGGAGGGCUCAACUCACACUCAAGUUCGGGACUUUCAACCUUGGGAUACUCAUGGCACCAUCAAGAGCCUGUUCCCUGGCAAAACAUAUGUGUUCCGAAUUCAGGCUGAAACUCGAGUAGGAUAUGGGCCUGAAGCUGUGUGGAAACAGAAGAUGCCUAUUCUACCUCCACCCAAAUGUUCACCUACCUAUGUUCCCACUGAAGUGUGCCGCAGUACUACUUCCAUACAAAUACGCUUCCGCAAGAAUUACUUUUCGGAUGCUAAUGGGGUGGUGACGUCAUAUACUAUCAUUGUUGCUGAAGAUGACACCAAGAACUCAUCUGGUCUUGAGAUGCCAAGCUGGAAAGAUGUUCAAGCAUACAGUACAUGGCCACCCUACCAAGUUAUGGAUCCAUAUUAUCCUUUCAAAAACUCAAGUGUUGAAGAUUUUACUAUUGGAUCAAUGAACUGCGACAAAACUCGACCUGGGUACUGCAAUGGUCCUUUAAAAUCUGGCUCAACCUACCGCAUCAAAUUGAGAGCAUUCACAGCGCCUGAUAAAUUUACUGACACAUUCUACUCAUUCCCUAUCCAAACAGAUCAAGACAAUACACCUAUAUUUAUUGGAGUGGGCGUACCCGCAGCUUUGAUUGUUCUGUUAUUAAUUACAAUUUUACUACUGCGGCGGAGAAGAUCAGCUCACCGAAAGGCCACUGACUCACGCAACAAUGACAACAUGUCUUUGCCUGACAGUGUCAUUGUGACAAGCCGUGCAAUACGCCUGGAAAGUUUCGGAGACCACUACCGCCUCAUGUCUGCGGACUCAGAUUUCCGUUUUUCCGAAGAAUUUGAGGAGUUAAAGCAUGUGGGCAGGGAGCAGAGCUGUUCUGCUGCUGACCUUCCUUGCAACAGGCCCAAGAACCGCUUUACCAACAUCUUACCAUAUGACCAUUCCAGAGUAAAACUCCAGCCUGUUGAUGAUGAAGAGGGAUCAGAUUACAUAAAUGCCAACUAUGUUCCCGGUCACAAUUCUCCUCGUGAGUUUAUAGUCACUCAAGGACCCCUCCAUUCAACCAGAGAUGAUUUCUGGCGAAUGUGUUGGGAGUCUAAUUCACGUGCCAUUGUAAUGUUAACCCGAUGCAUCGAGAAAGGCAGAGAAAAGUGUGACCAUUACUGGCCGUAUGACACACUCCCUGUAUAUUAUGGAGAUAUUUGUGUAACUAUUCUUAAUGACAGUCACUAUCCUGACUGGACCAUUACUGAAUUCAUCAUGUGUCGGGGCGAGCAAUCGCGUGUCAUGAGGCAUUUCCACUUCACUACCUGGCCAGAUUUUGGUGUGCCAAAUCCUCCCCAGACCUUAGUUAGAUUUGUGCGAGCUUUUAGAGAUCGCGUUGGGCCUGAUCAGCGGCCCAUCGUUGUACAUUGCAGUGCGGGAGUGGGUCGCUCUGGUACAUUUAUUGCUCUGGAUCGCAUACUCCAGAGUUUAUCCCACUCAGAUAGUGUUGAUAUCUUUGGUAUUGUCUGGCAAAUGCGCAAAGAAAGAGUGUGGAUGGUCCAGACAGAGCAGCAGUAUAUUUGUAUACACCAGUGCCUACUAGCUGUUUUGGAAGGAAAUGAAGGAGGUGGGGGACCUGGAUCUACUCAACGAGAAGCUCACCACAACCAGGGCUUUGAAGAAUGGUGGAAUGGAGUUCGUUGCGCUCUUCGUUCUGUUGCUGCCUCUGUUCGCUGUGCGAUGUCUUCUAAGUCAACUGAUGCUCCCUCCAAUGUCACAGAAGGCAGAGGCGAAAAGGAGAAGUGACAAAUGGUGUCUCUGAUGAUGAAGGGAUUGCAGAAUCUGGCAUGUGAGACCUGCUCAGAGUUCAAUGACACAGUCAUUUGUCAGUGAAUGUGAAUCAACCUCGCUCCAGUCAUCAAAUGUGCCCUACCCUUAACUCAUAAAUAUAUACAUAUAGAAGUGUUUGCACAAACCGUACUCUACUGUGGAAAAGAGGCAUGGAAAACAGACAAUUUAAACUUUUAGCCACAACCAUUUUUAUUAUGAAGUACAUUCAAGUGUGACUCAAAGCAUGUUUCAUUGUUGUGCUGAUAAUCCUUUUUAUGAUGCUACAAUCAUUUUUAUCUCCUGAAGAUUAUUUUAUGUUCUGACGACAUGCGAACUAUUUUAAGUAUUCAUUCUUGUCUGCUUUAUAACAAAACAUGCAUGUGAUAACUUUGCAAUGUAUGAUAUACAUAUAUAUUUACCUAAAUUUCAGUCAAUGGGGCUUGAAUCUCAUACAGCAACUUCAUAUUAACAAAUUGUUCGUGUUAGUUUUGCAUUGGUCUGUUUGUAUGUGAUAAUGCUGUCAUUUGUUUUAUUUUCUAAGCCAGUGUACCAUUCUGAAUUUUUCAAACUUGCUUAGAGUUUUUUGUAUUUGUAUGUAUCUUCGUUUGCCUCAUUAUGAGCUUAGAUUGAUUAGGAAGCACAUCAGUCAGUAGGAUGCAUUUACUGUAUGUUGAUGGUUUCUGUUAACUUGUGUUUUCCUAGAAUUUUAUUUUCUAUCGAUAUUUGUACUUGUUACAUUCUUAGUUGUUUCUUUUUACUUUUUGAAAACCAUUGUCUUCAACCAGUUUUCUCUUAUCUCAGUUAAUAGAGGACUUCUCAUCAUUCUCUCUAGAUCUGUGAGAACACAUGUAUUCAGAACUUGUGUUUGAAAAUACCAUUUUAGUCUGGGUGUCAUGCAACCUUUUUUCUCCUUUGAUUUGCGUUAACUCUGUCUUAGUAUUAUCUCACUUCUCAAGUGGAUUGCUUGAGAAGAUAGGAAAGCAUUGUGAUAGUAGAUUUAAGGUGUAUGCAUUUAGUAUAUUGACAACGCUCAUUGUAAGUCAAAUUUGGAUUAAAAAGAAAACAUUUUUGUUUGCUUUUAGCCCUUGCCUCAAAAGUGGUUUCUUGAAAUUGAUUGAGCAUAGUGUUUAGAAUGAAAUCUAGUUUUAAAUAAUUUUGUGAGUAUGAAAGUUGAUUGUUGUCUUUUUCUAAGAAAGAAUGUUUUUAAUCUUUUUUGUAUUUUAUGUGUGGCUUUCUUUUUGGUGAAUGUACUUACUUCAAAACUAAGUGAAUAUAUUUAGUUAUGAGAUAAAUUUUGUUGUUAAUUGUAGUGUGCCAGAUCUUAGCAAGAAUGGUUACCAUUUUAAUAGGAAUAGUUUUACUCUGGCACCGCACAUUGAUCAAAUUACUCUAAAUUGAUGGAAAGAGGAGAUCAUGGAAUCUGAGUUUGUUCCUUCGUCUUGGCUUUCCCUGCGGAGUUUGUGGCAAUCUGUUAUGUCAAUUAAUUUUUUGCAAGUAAUACAAUCACCAUCUAACCCACAUAUCUUACAAGGAAACGUUUGAUUUUAAGCUGAAUAUUUUGCAUCUCGGGCACUGGCACUCCUAUACCAAUUACGUAUGAUCAAAUUUACCAUCUUUGAAUAAAUUGAUGGUGUACACUGUUACUAGCUAUUGGAGAUGACCCUGUACACAUGAUGAUUUCAAAGGACUGUGGCACCUUUUGUAAAUCCUGCCCAAUUAUGUUUCAUUUUAGUAAUGACAAAUUUAAUUGCAGUAUUGUGUCGCAUUUGUUUUCAGGUGCAACAUAGCAUUUCCUAAGCAAUCAUUGUUUUGGGGACCAAUUAGAAUAAUAGUCUGAUUUUUUAAAUAUGGCAUAUGGAGCCUAACUUGUCUUUUGUAUCCGAUUCCGUCCAUUUUCUUUAUCCUAUUGCCAUUGUAGUGAUAUUCAUUGUCACUGAUUGUUAGGUAAGGAAAACUCUGUUAGAAAAAUGACUGUCAAUAAAAUUAAAUAUAGAAAUCUGACCGAAUUUGGAGCAUUGUG